This is a messenger RNA of Parnassius apollo (apollo), 1965 nucleotides long. NCBI's taxonomy places the organism in Eukaryota, Metazoa, Arthropoda, Insecta, Lepidoptera, Papilionidae. The record is from the annotation of a GenBank genome assembly.
AUGCCUAAAAAAGCAGAGAGAAAUACAAAUCCUGUUAAAUUUACUGUAAUUGGGAAUAGGGUUACAGAGGAAUUCAUUUAUUGUGUGAAAUUAGUAAAAGGUGUUUAUAAAUAUAGAAGAAAAUAUUUUGAUGCUCCUACCAUUCGAGGUGUUAAUGGAGUUGAAUGGCCUCAAGUAUGGGAUGAUUUAAAAGUGAAAUAUGGUGGACUAGCGUAUUGCUUAUCCAAUCAGGUUGCAGUUCUUAUCAACGAUCAAUUUCUGGGCGGAAAAAAGGAACUAAAAGAAAUGAUUGAAUCAAAGUAUACAUAUCAUAUAUGCCCUGAUUACUACAAUGAAGCCAUUGCAGAGUUUUUGGAGUACAUCGACACUUCUUGUUUGUAUUCUGAUAUAUUACCACGAACAUGCGAGAACUUCAUGCGUCUGUGUAAAGAAAGAAGAGGCGGAUAUGCCGGAACACCUGUUCACCGUAUAGUCAAGGAUUGUUGGAUCCAAUGCGGAGGGUUUGGAUUAAAGGACACUCAAUUAGAUUGUGAAAAUUUUAUAGUACCUCAUGAUCGACGCGGAGAACUAUGUAUGGCAAAUGAUGGCAGACAUAAAGACUGUUCCACUCAAUUCUUCGUAUUACUGCAACCAGCGCCAUGGAUGGAAAAGAAGUAUGUAGCAUUCGGCCAACUUAUCGACGGAGAACAAACGUUACAAACAAUUGAGAAUGUUCCAACCUGGUAUGAGUCGCCAACAUGCGAAAUUAUUAUUUAUAAAGCUGGUAUUUUAAACCCGGAUUGCCAAGAGAUAGUUAUAUGUAAAGGGAUCCAUGAAUAUAUUCAAGGACAUAUUGAAAAUCUUUCCGAACUGGGAGAUGUAUUGUAUUCGGAUCUAUUUAAAAAAGUAUUUUCGGAGCUAGAAGCGAAGCAAACUGUGAAAAAACAAACACGUCUUCAGCAGGAAGAUGAGGAAAAAGAAAAUGCUAAUGGAGACUUGAAUAAUAUAAGAGCAACACAAAGAUUUAUACGAAGGAAAGAAGAUAUAGAAAAACAAAUAGAAGAAAGUGAUACAGACAAUCAACAACAUUCAUCAACUAUAAGCGAGCAGGAGAACGAAGAGUUCGAUGUAGAAUUAUAUGAAUCGGAAAACGAAUAUGAAGCAGAAGUAUCUUUGGAUGCACCUCCAAGUUUACACUCGAAAGUAAAACCAGAAAUACCAUUUUACAUUCCAUUGACAGACGUGCCUUACCCUGGGGAGAUUGAUUCCACUCAUGAUUUAAAAAAGUGUAAUGUAGAUCGUGUUAGUUUUGCCGGAGAUAUAGUAAAAAACAUUGCUAAACGUGUUGGCAAAUUCAAUAUUUUUGAAGGCGCCAGAAAAUCUGAAUUAAUCACCGACGAAGAGUUGCGAAGAAUAAGAGUCGCAUCAACUGAUUAUCGGACCAGAGAUGAACAAGAAAAGAAAGUGCGAAUAGCUCCGACAGCUUUGACUGCAAAGACUGAACCCAGUCGCAUUAGGCGCCGGCCUACUGGCUACGUGCAUGUCAGCGCGGACUCCGACACCGACGCGCGACGUCGCUCCGUUCUCGCACGUCUCUACGACGAUGUCACGAUCAAAGAUGAACCUGGGCCCAUUUUAAAAGAUUAUAAACCGAUGUCUGAAAUGAGGCAAAAGAACAUGUUCCUAACAUUUUCAACUAAUUUUGGACCUAGAAGCGAUGAAAGCACACGAGAAAAACUCAAUCGACCAUCCUUAAAAAUUGAAAAACCGUCCUUUGAUCAGGUUAUGAAUAUCCAACAUGGCAAAAAACUAGAGCGCAAAGUAUCUUCCGAUUAUGUUAAAACUAUAGACCAAAUUGAACAGCAGUUCGAGCAGUUCGAAAAUUCUAUUCGUAGUAUAGAAUUCGCAAAAAAAAGACCGGCGAUGUCCGUAUCGCAAUAUCAUAAGAAAAAUCAAAUGCACCAAGAAAACAUGGAAGAAACUUAG